Molecule: messenger RNA, 878 nt
Organism: Odobenus rosmarus divergens (Pacific walrus)
Lineage: Eukaryota; Metazoa; Chordata; Mammalia; Carnivora; Odobenidae
Gene: R3HDM4
Product: R3H domain containing 4
Exons: 8
Coding region: 60-878 (272 amino acids)
Molecular function (GO): nucleic acid binding
Source: RefSeq, a predicted model, not a curated record
ACUUCCUGCUCGGCCCCGAGAAGGCCCUGCCGGGCGGCGGCGACAACACAGGUCGAGCCAUGGUCGCGCUGGAGAACCCGGAGGGCGGCUCGGAGGAGGCGGUGGCGGCGGUGGGAAGCGCCCCAGGCGGGCGGCGGACGCUGCCCCUUCCGGGCUGCCUGCCCGCUCUAGCUGGCUCCCAGGUGAAGAGGCUGUCAGCCUCCAAGCGGAAACAACACUUCAUCAACCAGGCUGUGCGGAACUCAGACCUCGUGCCCAAGGCCAAGGGGCGGAAGAGCCUCCAGCGCCUAGAGAACACCCAGUACCUCCUAACCCUGCUGGAGACAGACGGGGGCACAGCUGGUCUGGACGAUGGGGACCUGGCCCCCCCGGCAGCACCCGGGAUCUUCGCAGAGGCCUGCAGCAAUGAGACCUACGUGGAGGUCUGGAAUGACUUCAUGAACCGCUCUGGGGAGGAACAGGAAAGGGUUCUCCGCUACCUGGAGGAUGAGGGCAAGAGCAAGACACGGAGGAGGGGGCCUGGCCGCGGGGAGGACCGACGGAGAGAGGACCCGGCCUACACACCUCGUGACUGCUUCCAGCGCAUCAGCAGGCGUCUGAGAGCCGUCCUCAAGAGGAGCCGCAUCCCCAUGGAAACGCUGGAGACCUGGGAGGAGCGGUUGCUGAGGUUCUUCUCUGUGUCUCCCCAGGCCGUGUACACGGCCAUGCUGGACAACAGUUUCGAGAGGCUCCUGCUUCACGCCAUCUGCCAGUACAUGGACCUCAUCUCAGCCAGUGCCGACCUGGAGGGCAAGAGGCAGAUGAAGGUCAGCAAUCGGCACCUGGACUUCCUGCCACCGGGGCUGCUCCUGUCUGCGUACCUGGAACAGUGCAGCUGA